AUGCCGUCCCGUGACGCCGCAUCGGCCGUCUCAUAUUCCGCCGAUAGCAGUGCAGGCCGAAGCUUAAACAUAAAAUCAGUCGUCACGGUCAACGUCUUUCAGGACGUGUGUCUUGGGAUAGGCAUAUUCGGAUUUGCUGCCAGUGCUUCGCUGGCGCUGGAAGCAGAUGAUCGCCCUGUCCGGACGGCUCGUGAUGAUGAUUCAGCUUUGUCGCACUUGCCCCGACAUUCGGCCCCGGCGUCGGCCAAGUCGGCCAAAUGCCGCCAGGAAAAGACAACCCCCCACCGGGCACGAUUAGACGUUAUGGCAAUUCAUGGCAAUUGCGGGGGCGGUGGCUUCGCGCUCCAGCACUGUAACGAAUUUUUUUUUUUCGUUCCAUCUUUUUUGGUUUUGAGGCGGCGGAGGAGCACCACCAUCAGCUUCUUCGGCUGCACCAACCGGCUACAGCGAGAACCCCUGCCCUCCUCCGUGCCCGUGCUAGCCGUUGCAUCUCGCACACCCUCACCGACUUCUACUCCCAAGCCUCUGCCGACAACGGAUGGCCUUUUCCUGCGGUCUUUCAAGCAUUACGCCGGCCCUGUCCACUUCGAUGCUCCCUGCCACUACCUUAGCACACUGCUUAUCCUCCCGAUCUUCCGCCCGCUGCCGUACCGCCUGGACCAGGCCAACGUCCUUUCACUUCAGCAACAGGGAGAUGCGAUGGAGUCGGCUUGCAGCGCAUUGCUCCUUGGACAAGUCUAA
This is a messenger RNA of Colletotrichum orchidophilum, 741 nucleotides long. RefSeq lists its product as uncharacterized. The record is from RefSeq and is a predicted model, not a curated record. Bases 1 to 741 code for a protein of 246 amino acids. NCBI's taxonomy places the organism in Eukaryota, Fungi, Ascomycota, Sordariomycetes, Glomerellales, Glomerellaceae. The transcript has 2 exons.